AUAUGUCUAUUCCUUCCUUACUUUGCUCUCUCCAAAUUCUCCUAUUCAUAAUUUUCACAUAUCAAACCAAAGCUGUAUACGACCAAAUUAACUCAUACCACUACUUUUGUGAUCAAAGCAACAACAGAGCUAACUACACAACCAAUAGCACCUAUCACAAAAACCUCAACACACUCUUAACUACUCUCACUUCCAACACAGAUAUCAACUACGGUUUCUAUAAUUUUUCAUUCGGCGAAAGCAGCGACAGAGUCUAUUCAACUGGACUCUGUCGAGGCGAUCUUUUGCCGAAUGAUUGUCGUAGUUGCCUCAGUGGUUCAAGAGAAAAUCUCACACGUAGUUGUCCAAACCAAAGAGAAGCAAUUUUUUGGUCCAAAGACGAAAGAUGUAUGUUGCGUUACUCCGACCAGUUAAUAUUUGGUAUCAUGGAGGAUGUUCCUAAUUUUUCUUCAAAUAACUUGGAUGAUUCCGUUGAUGUUAAUUUGUCUAAUGAAGUUGUUAUGAGUUUGUUGAAUAAUCUAACAAGUAAAGCUGUGAAAGGUGAUUCUAGGAUUAAAUACGCUGCUGGAAGUUUACCCGGUCCUUCUGUCGAGAUUAUAUACGGUUUGGUUCAGUGUGCACCUGAUUUGUCUGAAAAGGAUUGCAAUUCAUGUUUGGUUGAGAAUCUUCAACAAAUUCCAGAUUGUUGUAAAGGUAAGAUUGGUGGAAGGGUUGUUAGGCCUAGUUGUAACAUGAGAUUUGAAACAUCUUAUCUUUUUUAUGAAACUCGAGCAUCACCGCCGCGGUCUCCUCCGACUAACACCACCGGUAGUAACACUAAACCUUUGUUACUGAGAGAUUUGGUUUGUGCAGGUAAAAGCAAAAGGAGUACCAUUGUUGGCAUUGGUGUAGCAAUACCAAUUGGUGUCGUUGUUUUGGUCUUCAUCUUUUUCUGCAUCUGUUUAAAAAUAAGGAAGUCAAAGAAAAAGUUUGAAGACAUUCAAGAAGAAGAAGAUCAGGACGGCAAAAUUGAAGUUUUAGAGCCAUUGCAACUCAACUUCAACACUAUAUGUAAUGCUACAAAUGACUUCUUUGAUUCUAAUAAACUUGGAGAAGGAGGAUUCGGGAUUGUUUACAAAGGUAGACUUUCUAAUGGACAAGAGAUUGCUGUCAAGAGAUUGUCGGGGGAUUCUGGACAAGGGGAUUCAGAGUUUAAGAAUGAGGUAUUUUUAGUGGCUAAACUUCAGCACCGAAAUUUGGUUAGAUUACUUGGCUUCUGUCUACAAGGGAGAGAAAGAAUACUUGUAUAUGAGUUUGUUCAUAACAAAAGUCUUGAUUAUUUCAUUUUUGAUCAAACUAAGAAAGCACAAUUAUAUUGGGAAAUGCGCUACAAAAUCAUUUUAGGCAUUGCUCGAGGCAUUCUUUAUCUUCAUGAAGAUUCUCGACUGCGUAUUAUUCACCGUGAUCUCAAAGCAAGUAAUGUUCUCUUAGAUGAAGAGAUGAAUCCAAAAAUAGCUGAUUUUGGCAUGGCAAGACUAUUUGGUGUAGACCAAACUCAAGCAAACACGAGAAGAAUUGUGGGAACCUAUGGAUACAUGGCCCCUGAGUAUGCAAUGCAUGGACACUUUUCAAUGAAGUCAGAUGUCUUCAGUUUUGGUAUAUUACUUCUUGAAAUUGUAAGUGGUAUAAAAAAUCAUGGCAUUCGUGAUGGGGAGUAUACAGAGUAUCUCUCGAGCUUUGCUUGGAGAAAUUGGAAGGAUGGGACUGCAACAAAUGUCAUUGAUCCCACAUUAAACAAUGAUUCACAAAAUGAAAUAGUGAGAUGUAUCCAUAUUGGAUUACUAUGUGUUCAAGAGAAUAUAUCUAACAGGCCAACGAUGGCUUCUGUCAUAGUAAUGCUUAAUAGUCAUUCUAUUACUCUCCCAGUGCCAUCAGAACCUGCAUUUUAUAUGGAUAGUCGAAACUCUCAAGACAUUAUAUCAUGGGGCCAUAAUUUAGCUCAAGAAUCAAUCAAUGAAGUCUCAAAUACAGAGUUAUAUCCUCGCUAG
Messenger RNA from Lathyrus oleraceus (garden pea), 2027 nucleotides. RefSeq names its product cysteine-rich receptor-like protein kinase 44. Gene Ontology annotation, cellular component: plasma membrane. Lineage: Eukaryota; Viridiplantae; Streptophyta; Magnoliopsida; Fabales; Fabaceae. The transcript has 7 exons. Gene Ontology annotation, molecular function: protein serine/threonine kinase activity; ATP binding. The record is from RefSeq and is a predicted model, not a curated record. Gene Ontology annotation, biological process: protein phosphorylation. Bases 3 to 2027 code for a protein of 674 amino acids.